Molecule: messenger RNA, 1467 nt
Organism: Aureococcus anophagefferens
Lineage: Eukaryota; Pelagophyceae; Pelagomonadales; Pelagomonadaceae
Exons: 2
Biological process (GO): protein phosphorylation
Molecular function (GO): ATP binding; protein kinase activity
Source: RefSeq, a predicted model, not a curated record
AUGUCGAAGCUCGACGCGCCGGACGUCGGCAAGUCCUACGUCGCGCUCCGGAGCGACGGCAAGGUCGACGACGAGACGGGGCUACCGCUCUCGUACGACAAGGACCUCAUCGAGACGUACUGGCGGUCGCAGGGGUCGGCGCUCCAGGAGCGCUGGGGCGAGUUCCUGCGGCUGAGCGUGCCCUUCCUCCUGCGGGUGGCGACGCUGCUCGUGCAGAACGGCGUCGACGCGCUGGAGGAGAACGGCGCGUCGCUGGCCAAAGACGCGCGCGUCAUCUGCGAGAAGCUCGGCCCGACGUUCAUCAAGCUCGCGCAGACUUUGAGCGUGCGGCCCGACGUGCUGCCGGCGGCGGCCUUGGAGGAGCUCGCCGUGCUCCAGGACUCCGUCGUCCAGUUCCCGACGGAGCUCGCCGUCGAGACGAUCGAGAAGGAGCUCGGCGGGCCGCUCGGCUCCUUCUUCGCGUCCAUCUCCGACGAGCCCGUCGCCGCGGCGUCUUUAGCCCAGGUCUACAAGGCGACGCUCGCCGAGGACGGCUCCGACGUCGCCGUCAAGGUCCAGCGGCCGAAGAUUUUGGAGCAGGUCUCCAAGGACUUGUACGUGCUCCGCCGCGCCGCGGAGGUCUACCAGCGCCUCAUGGACCGCUUCGCGCCCCAGCAGAAGACGAACUACGUCGAGCUCCUGAACGAGUGGGCCGUGGGCUUCUACACGGAGCUCGACUUCCUGAGCGAGGUCGAGAACCAGCUGAGCAUCCGCGACGUUUUGGUGAACCGGAACGACACGGCCGUCGACGGCAUCUACGUGCCCUACGCCGUGGAGCAUCUGUGCACGUCGCGCGUCGCGGUGACGGAGUGGAUCGACGGCGCGAAGCUGUCGACGGCGACGCCGGCGACGAUCAAGGCGCUGACGCCCAUCGCGCAGGAGGCGUUCCUCGUGCAGCUCCUCGAGAGCGGCACGUUCCACGCGGACCCCCACCCGGGGAACCUCUUCCUCAUGGACGACGGGCGCCUGGGGCUGCUGGACUUUGGCCUCGUCGCGCGCGUGCGCCGCGACGACCAGGACACGAUGGUGAGCUCCAUCAUCCACCUGGCGAACAAGGACUUUCCCGCGCUCGUCGACGACUUCAUCGCGCUCGAGGUCCUGCCCAAGGACACGCAGCGCGCGACGGUGAUCCCGCUCAUGGACAAGGCCCUGAGCCCCUACAUCGCCGGCGGCGGCGCGAAGCAGUUCGAGCGCCGCGCCAUGACCCAGGACGCGCUGACGGUGCUCAACGACGUGCCCUUCUCCAUCCCGCCCUACUUCGCGCUCCUGGGGCGGGCCAUCGUGACGCUCGAGGGCAUCGCGCUGUUGGGCGACCCGGACUACGCUUUGAUCCAGGCCGCGUACCCCUUCGUGUCCCGAAAAUUGCUGAGCUCGGACCGGCCGGCGCUCCGCGGGGCGCUGCGGGAGGCGCUCUACGCGGGCCAGGGC